AUGACGGUUCCUGGCGUCCCCAGCCGAGGGGAGUUCGUUCCCCUCAGCACACCCCAUGGAGUUAAGAGAGCAUUAAAGUUGGACACUGUUAAAAAAGAUAAUCCAUCUGAUGCAACACCUGUGAAGACCAAGAGGAAAAAUCUGAACUCUUACUCACCGACAACAGGAACACGCCAGAUGAGUCCAUUUUCAUCUCCCACGAGUCAUAAUGCACACAAUCUCAGAAAUCGCCCAUCAAAUGCUGAGCGGAAUGAUUCCGAAAGCAGAUUAUCCAGGAGAGGGCAGCCUCAAACAGAGGAGGAUGUGUUCAUGGAAUUGCAGUCCAAAGUGAAAAGUUCAUUGGUGAGAAUUCAGAAAAUAAGAGCAAGUCUGACAAGCCUACAGGCUUUAGAGGGCAGUAGAGAGCUUGAAAAUGUUAUUGGUGUCUCAGACUCAUUUUGCAUUUUCAGUGCUGAAAUGCAGAAAACCCAAGUGCUACUGAGUCAAGCAGAAGAACUGCAGCUGUUCAACAGAAACCAUGGAAAACCUCCUGCCCGAGAGUACGUUCAGACAACCAGUAGCUCCGCGUUCCUGGCGUCGCUCCUUGACUGA
Antrostomus carolinensis (chuck-will's-widow) is the source of this 591-nucleotide messenger RNA. RefSeq names its product integrin subunit beta 3 binding protein (gene ITGB3BP). NCBI's taxonomy places the organism in Eukaryota, Metazoa, Chordata, Aves, Caprimulgiformes, Caprimulgidae. The transcript is spliced from 8 exons. The record is from RefSeq and is a predicted model, not a curated record. Gene Ontology annotation, biological process: regulation of DNA-templated transcription; CENP-A containing chromatin assembly. Gene Ontology annotation, cellular component: nucleoplasm. Bases 1 to 591 code for a protein of 196 amino acids.